UCGGUACAUAUUGACACGGUUUUCUUAAUAAGCCGAUCGUCGAUUGUUUCAAGGAUAUUUAGAUAUUUGGUUAUAAUCUUUAUCAUGGCUCGGAUCGUAAAUAAAUCAGAGGGGUAAAGAAAUACUGCAACGUUUGACCUAUUUCAUUUGUGUUAAAUUUGGUCGUUUAUUAUAUGCAUACUUCCAAAAAUAACCACAUGAAUUAGGGGAAAAAAAUCGUAAAGUUAGAAUGUUUUAAUGCAUAGAAAUUUAUUGAAAUAGGAAAUGAUGGCUUAUUGUUUAAAACUUUUGAAAAGGAGUUAAUAAUAAAGAAAGGAAGAUAAUUUAAAUGUACAUACAGUGACAAAGUAAUACAGCAGUUAAUAAGUGUGUUAGAGAGAAGCAUGGACAUUAACAUUUCAUAAUUGCAAUGGAUCAUUAGAAGACAAAAAACAAUGGGCAGGAAAAAGAGGAAACGAUCAGGGGUAGAGACAGACACCCCUUCAGAAACAGUUGAGGACAUCAGUGGGACAGAUUCCGGAAAAAAAGGACGUGGUAAAAAAUCUCCCGGUGUUAAAGUAACAAAACUUCCGUCUUGUAGUUUACCAACCAACAUGACUCCUACAUUCUAUGUUGGAGGAGGAAAUGGUGUUUCUUUAGUUGAAGCACCACUAGUAAAUCUUGGUUGGAAAAGAAUAACAGACAAGUAUGAUGAAAGAUUUAAAUUAAAAUGGGUCGAGUGCAAAACUAGAAUCAACUAUGGUGCUUUCAGGGAGGGUGAUCAAUUAGUGAACCAUCUGCCAAACUCACACCUGCUCACAAAUAAACUAGGUUUGCUCAACAGUUUGAAGGAGUAUGAGAGGGUAACUCUGAGCACUAAAGGGAGACUACCCAGGUUAAGAAUGUCAGAUUUUCAUCCCGAGACAUAUAAACUUGAUGAGAAAUCGGACAGGGAGCUGUUUCUUGAAGUUUAUAAAGACAAUGAGAUGUGGAUAUGCAAGCCUGUAGGUAUGAAUCAAGGAAAGGGAAUAUUUAUUAUACGUUCCCGAGAGGCCAUUAAUCAGAUUCUCGAGGAACGAGAACAGAAGAAACAGCAAGCACAGAAACCUGGCCGUCCUCUCAUGAACAGAAUUGUACAAAGAUAUAUAACAAAUCCACUAUUACUGGAAGAUCGGAAGUUUGAUGUACGAGCCUACAUGCUGGUAGCCUCUACUGUACCAUUCUUGAUUUUAUAUCAUAAAGGAUAUGUCAGAUUAUGUUGUAAUAAAUAUGAGGCUGACAACAUGGAUCUUGGUAGACAUCUCACUAAUCAGUUUGUACAGAAGAAGGACCCCAAUUAUAAAGAGAUGAAGGAGAAUACAGCCUGGAGUAUGGACAAAUUCAAUGACUAUAUAAAUCAAAAUAUUAGACCAGAUUGUCCAGUUGAGAUAGAAGAAGAUUGGGUUUAUAAUACAUUUACUAAACAGAUGCAGAAGAUAAUGAUACAUUGCUUUAACAGUGUAAAACAUAAACUACAAUCUCGUAUUGGUUAUUUUGAUUUGUUUGGCCUGGAUUUUAUGGUGGACACAGAUAUGAAGGUCCAUUUAAUUGAAGUAAACACGAAUCCGGCUCUGCACUGUAACUGUGAGGCUCUAAAAGAGGUUAUACCAGGGGUGGUCGAGGAGUCACUAUAUGUGGCCAUCGAAUGUUUCGAGAAAAGCAAGAAGCAUCUCCCAUUGAUGCCGCUACAGAGUUUGAAAAACUUCACAAUACUGUACUGCGGCACACGUCCAAACACGAUCAUUCCCCGUCAAAGUAGGAGUGUGUCACCAGUCAAAGAUAAUAACACUGCCGAAAAACAGAAACCUGCCUUACAAGGAUCUGUGAGACAAGGCACUCGCUCAUUAACACAAAGUACACCUCUAUAUGCAGCAAGUCAGAGGCGUGCUUCAGAGAAAUUAGACUCUUUAUCAAAUGCAAAAGAUACUUCAUCAAAUUCACAAGCAUUAUCAUCUGCUUCAUCAAAAAGUGGAAAAGUCAGUUCAAAUUCAAAACCAUCUGCAAAAUCCAAGCUAGGAAAGGAAGGGAGUGUGGUUUCAAAUGAAGAAGAAAUUAAUGGUACAGAAGAGUCUGUACAAAAUAACAAAGACAGUGAUAAAAACGAACCGUCAAAGAAUGAACUGAAAAAAGAAAAAGUUGGUACUGUAGUUAUUGAUACAUUAUCAAAAACUACUGAUAGUUUAAAUGAGGCAACUUCAGCUCUAGGACGUUUAUCUCUCACACUGGAUCAAGGUGGACUGACAGAUUCUCUUCUAGAAGAGGUCAGGUUAAAAAUGACACAUGCUGAAAUUGUGAAUAAUGCAACAAAGCCCACUUCUGCAAAGUCCACAAGAGAACGUGAAAAUUUAGAACGAGGAAGCUGAUAUGAGGCUUAGAAUAUGUAUAGUCUGUAUCUAUUUCUCUUUCUUUAUAUAGUUUUUUCUCCUGAUGUAGUCAGUGAUCAGUCAUAAAGUCAAAUUGUCAUUAAGAUCUUGUAUUACAUGAUAGGAUAUCUAUUAUAUGUAAGAACGAACGUAUCUGCUUUCUUAAAAGUGAAUUGAACCGUGGCAUCUUUUAUUAGUUUGCCAGUAAUAAGCACAUAAUUUAAUAGAUUUUGUUGUGCUUUCAACACGAUGAAUGACAUUCUGUGAUUAUUAAUUCAGGCUAAAUAUGAUAUAUGAUAAUUAUGUAAACUUCGUAGAGCUUUAAGUGUAUAAGAACAUUUGUGACUCUAAAUAUAAAUUGUUAUUUGCUCUCUUCGUGAUUAUGCUUUCAUCUUAUAUCACAAAAUGAAAUGAAUUUUUUUGCUUUGGUCUUUGACAGAAGCUUAAAAAAUAUGUUCUGUAUUAAGCAUUAUAAUAUUUAUUAAAAAUGUAGUCCGAUAUAGAACUAAGUGGUCAAGUAAACUUUAUAUUUCAUUCAGAGUUUUCUUAUUUAGAUUGCUUCGUUUUUUCCAAUUGAAACCAAUUAUUUGACUGAUAUAAAUUGAUGAUUGGGGUUUGCUUGUAACGUUAUAAGUAAAUAAGUGAUAUUAUAAAAUAUGUGCAUCUCAUUUGCUGUUGAACAAAUCUGCCAAAUUUACAACCAUGUCUAAGAGUGCUUGAAUCUCUUACAUAACUGUAGCUUUAGUGUUAUAUUUUUUUACGCUUGUGCUGUAUAUUUGCUAAAUGUUUAUCUUCUAUUACAAAGUUGAGAAAAUAUAUUUUAGAACAGAUAUUUAUAUGAUAAGAUUUAUAUUGUUGUUAUUAUUCUUUUUGAGAGAAUGAAGUAAAACGAUAUUACAUUAAAAA
Ruditapes philippinarum (Manila clam) is the source of this 3287-nucleotide messenger RNA. Its product is annotated as protein polyglycylase TTLL10-like. NCBI's taxonomy places the organism in Eukaryota, Metazoa, Mollusca, Bivalvia, Venerida, Veneridae. The record is from RefSeq and is a predicted model, not a curated record. The transcript has 10 exons. The coding region runs from base 435 to 2381 and encodes 648 amino acids. Gene Ontology annotation, biological process: protein modification process.